Diprion similis is the source of this 2491-nucleotide messenger RNA. RefSeq names its product integrator complex subunit 13 (gene asun). The transcript has 9 exons. Gene Ontology annotation, biological process: regulation of mitotic cell cycle; centrosome localization. Gene Ontology annotation, cellular component: integrator complex. The record is from RefSeq and is a predicted model, not a curated record. NCBI's taxonomy places the organism in Eukaryota, Metazoa, Arthropoda, Insecta, Hymenoptera, Diprionidae. Bases 343 to 2382 code for a protein of 679 amino acids.
AAAGAUUAUUUUGCAUUAAUACUUAACUUAGAAUGGUGAAGAAACGAUACGUAGUAGGUGGUAAACUGAUUUUCGAACAGAAGUUGCAAUUCGGUGAACAAUUCUAACCUCAAAAUACAGUUUGUUUAUCUCAAUAAUAAGAACGUAAUCGAUCAGAGACGAUGCUAUUGCGGAGUUCAUCGAUUUUUCAUUACAUUUUCCAAUCAUAACUAACGAUUGCACGAUGAUGCUUCGAAAUUUAAAAAUGUGACCUAAACCAGAAACAGAAAUAAAAAUAUUUCUGCUCUUGCGAUAGAGCACCCUUGAUGGAAGAAGCCCUCGAUAAAUCAAAGAGAUCUAAACAUGUAUCCAAACAAUCACAAAACUGUAUUUGUGCUCGAUCAUACUCCAUAUUUCGGUAUAUCGACAGACAGUCCAUUAGAAUUUGACUGCUUGAAGAGCCGAGGACAGAAUCUGAUCCCUUUAGCUCCGAUCUGCAAGUCGCUAUGGACUACGAGUGUAGAAUCCUCCAUGGAAUACUGCAGGAUAGUCUGGGACUUGUUCCCUAGCGGCAAAUUGGUCAGAUUUGUCGUCAGCGACGAGGCCGCGCACAUUCUGAACACCUGGAGCCCAUCGCAACAAAAUUUGUCCCAUGUUGUGAACGGAAUGGCCAUACUCGGGGUUCCGCCACCGGCCCGACAAUCAGGUAUAGAUUUUUCCGUGAUACACGGAUUACGUGUGGCAAUUGAGGUCCUAACAGAGUGCUCAGAAAUUCAGGACGAGAAACGAACGUCUCUGAUGGAAAACGCGAGCAAAGUAUUGAACAGCGGGAGAGUGAUAUGCAUAACAAGUGCAAGAGAUGACGCAAACAUGAAGAGUCUAGAGAAUAUAUUUCUAAGCCAGCUUAUCCAACAGAACCAAAAUGCAGCAGCAUCGCAUAAUCGCAUACCAAUUCAUCACUGCCAUCUGGUCAUCCUCAACAUUUUUCCCGUAUCGACUUCAGACUGUCUAGUAACAAAUCAGCUACCACGAGAGGUAUCGCCUCUACUAACGAUGGAAGUGCACUCGAUAAAGGCUCCAAAGUUGCACUCGAAACUGUCCCACCUGAUACUUUCGCACUAUGAUUUAGCCAGCACCACUGUGACUGGAAUCCCUAUGAAGGAGGAACAGAAUGCGAGCAGCUCGGCGAAUUACGACGUUGAAAUAUUUCACGCUUCGGCUGCUCACGCAGCAAUAAUGAAAGGUAAUCCCCAAGAAUCGGUGUUAAUAAAAACGUUCAUGAAGCUUGACGAGGUCUCGGAGUACGAAACUGUGACUUUGAAGUGGUGCACACCUCGUGGUUGUAGCGCUUCGGAAAUGCAGAACUGUACAGCGAUGCAUAGAAUCACGCCGGUGGACAUAAACAGCCGGCCGUCGUCUUGCCUGAUCAAUUUUCUGCUGAACGGCCGAUCCGUGAUGCUUGAAAUGGCGAGGAAAAGCGGUGGCAAAACGAUAUCUCACCUCCUCGCUGCUCAUGGCGGAGAAAUAUUCAUCCACACUUUGUCAACCGCUAGAAGUGUCCUCGAGGAUCCUCCUUCCAUAAGCGAAGGAUGCGGUGGGCGUGUUACUGACUACAGAAUAACGGAUUUUGGCACCCUAAUGCGAAACAACAUGCUCGUUCCUCUAAAACGGAAUUCCACUGACGAACUCCAAAGUCCCGCGGCUAAAAUGCGGUCCAGACUGGAGCGGCAUACCAGAUAUUGGCCAAUCACGAUAUCCAGCACCCUCAUGUUCAACUUGAAACAGCACGUAGAUCCACUCUCAGAACUUAUGGUGAAAGAAGAAUUAACCACAGAGGAGGUGCUUCAGUGUAAGCAAGUAAUCUUCGACCUCCUUACGCAGGAAGCAAAACACGAAGCGCUGCCUUUGCCUAGCAUAGGAGGAGGCCGCGGAGGGAAGGGAGGCGUAAGGCGCGAAGAACAUUAUAGACUUUUAUGGGUCGAGCUGGAAACUUUUCUUAAAAGUCACUCGAAUCAGUCCGCAUCGCACACAGAAGUUCUAAACUGUCUACUCGAAGUUUGCAACAAGGACGACAAAGAUAAGGUCGAGCUUGAUCAGGCGCUGCGAGAACUUGACGGACUUGGCAAGGAGGAUGUAAUGGCUCGAGCAAGUGUUAUCCGCGCGACAACAGACUCUCCCAUGUCGCCGCCACUGUGCACCGGCUCUUCUUUAGGAAAACAGAUACACAAGGGGACGUUUUACGCACCGAAAACUCUUCUCGAUAUUUGGUUACAACGAAGCGCCUCUAAGGAAAGAAAACCAGACUUUCAUGGGAGGUUGAACAGCGACGGUUUCAAAGCUAAGCUAUAUCCAAACCUCAAGGAACCUGGGCGAGAACCACGCGAGGCGAUACUCGAAGCAUAGAUUUAUCUAAUAGUGUAGAUAAAAUUGCGGAUCGGAAUGAUUAUCUGAUAGUUUUUAAUCAAUGUCUCGCAAAUGUUUUUGAAUUUUUGUAUAUAUGUAUAGAUGGAUA